Molecule: messenger RNA, 1140 nt
Organism: Naegleria gruberi
Lineage: Eukaryota; Heterolobosea; Eutetramitea; Acrasida; Naegleriidae
Exons: 2
Coding region: 1-1062 (353 amino acids)
Source: RefSeq, a predicted model, not a curated record
AUGGAACAACGACCAAACGAAGAGCACUCAAGCUUUGGAAAUUCACCUGUAUUUAAUAUUGGAAGUAAUUCGUUUGUGAUGAGUGGUGUACAAGCCUAUUCGAAACAUCAUCAUUGGGUAAUCAAACCAGAUGACGUUUGGAUUGCAAUUUGCUCUCAAUUUUCGAAUUAUGUAAACGAAAGAUCAGAAAAGUUGAGAAGUAAAUUCGUUGAUUUUGAUGGAAAGAAGGAAUUAGUCGUGAAAGGUAUUGGAACUUUAUAUACUGCCAAUUAUGAAGAUCUUUCUAUUCGAAUGACAAGUGAAAUUGCCAAAAAUAUUAAGGAUCCAAGUGUAAGAGAAUGGGUCAUGCCAGAUUUCACAACAACUACUCAAUCAGAUCGAAUGGUUGGUGCAGUUGUCUUGAUGGCAGCUAUGAAAAAGUAUUUUGAUUACAAAUUUGAAUUGGAAUGCAAUUUACCAAGUGUUACUUUAUUAGGACAAGUUGAAGAUUGGAUUAAAAUUAGAGAAAGAGCUAAUCGAUUGCUUGAAUUUGAUACUGAGGAAGAAUGUAUGAAGAAAUGGUCUCAAUAUUUAUUCCCAGUUUUGGAUAAAUUUGUGGAAUCCAUUAAGGGAAAUCCAGAUAAGGAAUGGUGGAAUAGAGUAGCUAACUUUUUAGGAGGAGGUUCAGGACCUUCUUUUAUCAGUGGUUGGAUUACAACUUUUUGUGUAUUUUCAGAAACUGGCAAAUGGUUGGGUGAUCAAAAAACAGAAGGUGAGGUUUGGUAUGAGGAUGAGGAUGACAACGAACCAAAGGAAAAAGUAAGAGAAAGGGAAUGGCCUGUCAUUGAUGAUGAAGAAAUACCAAGAGGAUAUGUCAGUGUUCCAAUUACUGUGGAUGAUAAUGGAACAGUUUACAAAACUGAAAUGUUUGCAGGACAUAUUGUUGCCUCAGUAUUGAACCAAAAUUCAAUUCAACCACGAGUUGACUGGGCACUUUUCUUAAAGAAGGAAGAUUAUGAUAAGGAAUAUCAAUGUGCAAAUGAUGAGGAUGAUGAGGAUAACAUGGACGAAAGCAUGGACUAGUAAAUUAUUACAAAAAGUUAACACUGACUGUAAACCUGCAUUGUAAUCAAUUAAAUACACAUCUGGAAUUUUGUAUUU